Messenger RNA from Lathyrus oleraceus (garden pea), 933 nucleotides. RefSeq names its product protein FAR-RED IMPAIRED RESPONSE 1. The transcript has 5 exons. The record is from RefSeq and is a predicted model, not a curated record. NCBI's taxonomy places the organism in Eukaryota, Viridiplantae, Streptophyta, Magnoliopsida, Fabales, Fabaceae. Bases 1 to 933 code for a protein of 310 amino acids. Gene Ontology annotation, biological process: regulation of DNA-templated transcription.
AUGGAUACAACAAUUCGAUGUGGGUUAAACUCGUCCACUGAGAAGCAAUUCCAAAGUGAGUUUACGAAUGCCAAAUUCAAGGAAAUUCAAGUGGAAUUCAGAUCUAAAAUGAAUUGCUCUGCCUCAUUAAAUAGCAUGGAAGGUUGCUUUGAUAUGUAUCAUGUGUUGGAGGAGAUAUUAGUUGGAGACAUACGCAAAGAAGGUAUUGUGUGUCGGCAUGUGUUAUCCGUGUGUAGUCAAGAGAGGAUUAUAAGUCUUCCAGAGAAGUAUGUUUUAACGAGAUGGAAGAAAAACAUUAAAAGGAAGCAUUCAUAUAUCAAUACUAGUUAUGGUGUAACAGAGUUGAAGCCACAAAUGGACAGGUUUGACAAAUUAUGCAAGCAUUUUUAUGAGGUUGCUGAAGUAGCUGCUGAGUCAGAAGAGACUACCGAAGACCUCCAUGAAACAUUACAUUUGUUUAGCUCUAAUAUGUCCACAAAGGGUAAUGCCCUUAUUGAAGAAAACCUCAAUGAUGAUUUUAAUCCAAUCAAUAGUAAUAGAAUUCGCAGUCCAAAACAUGUCAAGCGCAAAGGUCGUCCUCCAUCUAAAAGAAAAACAUUUGUUGCCAAAACCAUCACCAAGAGGUCAAGAAAACAAACAAAAAAAAGUGAUCACACUGAGCUUACUACAGAGUGCAAUAUUGGAAUGGUGGGAAAACAGUUUGGAAGUAAUAUUUGUGUAGAAUCAUCUCUUGAGGUUGUUAAUGGAGAGCAUUACUUAGAUUCGAGUAUUGUGGUUGAAAAUUGUAUGUCAUUCAUGGAUCUUUUGACAACAUGUGAAACAACCUUGACGGGUUCAUCUCAAGUUAUUCAAGUGGAAUAUUCGGGUGGGAUGUUGCAAGAUUGUAAAUUGAAUUUUAUAUUAAUCCAAAUUGUAAAUGGUGUAGUUUUGUAA